AUGGAGGAGAACCGGAGACAGGAUAGAGCGUGGUUCACUGGUGGGAAAUACCAUGUGAAGGUUGUCAUCAUCACCUUAAAAAUGUACUCGCCAGCUACAAUUUCUGGAGCAGCUGACACUUUUUUUUCUGACUACAGACUUGCAGAAACCACAACGCUUGGAACGACUUGGAAGUCAUUGCAUGCAUCGGCUGUUUCAGACCUAACAAAAUCUGCAGAAUUUACCAUAGCAGAUGACUCUAGAGAUCAUUGCCAAUAUGAAGAGGUUCCAGCGGAGGAUGAAUUUAGUCUUCAGGAAGAUGACGAGGAUCUGUCGGAGGCUUUGCAGGCUAUUCAAGAGCAGGCUGAAGAUGCACAGAUUUUAGCUUUGCAACCAAGUCUGACUUCUGAGAAAUCAGUGUCUGAAAUACCUGAAGCAAUGGAUGACUACUUCUGCAAUUUCCUGGUCAGACUGGGAAUGUCCAGAACCCUUGACUGCUUCCAAACUGAAUGGUAUGAACUCAUACAGAGAGGUGUGGUCACAGUCAAAGAUAUUGGAUUGGUUCCAGCUGUGUAUACCCGCAACCAGCAACUUGAGGCUGAGAACAUGCAUCUGAGGAAAGAUUUGGAAAACUAUAAACUUGCUGCAAACAAAGCAAAAGAGGCUUUGCUAAAAAUGCAGAAAGAACGUGACUUCCAUCGGAUGCAUCACAAACGAGUGGUCCAGGAGAAAAAUAGGCUUAUCUGUGACAUUAAAAGGCUGAAGGCACAUUAUGCAUCAUAUGAACCAGUGCUGAAGCAAUUGACUGAAAAAUACCAGACUACACUGAGACAGAAAAUGUUAACUAGUUUGGAGAGAGACAGAGCAGUUGGACAGGUUACAGGUUUGCAAGCCACAUUACAAAAUUUAGAGUCUGGAUGUGCUAUUCAGCUUCCUGUGACAAAAGCCAGCCAUGGAUGUCAAAGGAAGAACAGGUUCGAAGGCCCCACCCAGAAGGCUCUUCAGGAAGCCAGGCAGCAAAACAUCCUGGGUGCUGAAAGCUCUUCAUACGAUCCAGUCAAAGAUGCAGAGAAGAAGAUAGGCAGGAGGUAUCCAAAGGAUUCAGCGUUCACUGUUGAUACUGAAGUGAACCCAUACCUUGUGUGUGCUAAAGAGUAUACUCAGCCCCUGAAAUCUGGAGAGUGUAAACUGACCAAUGUUUUAGAAGUGCACGACUUAGCAGUGAGCUGCUUGGCUUUACAUCCCUGAAAAGACAUUGUAGUCACUGGCAGUGAUGACCGUCUCUGGAAAAUGUGGGCUUUACCUGAUGGGAACAUCAUCAUGACAGGGGAAGGUCACACUGAUUGGCUUUCAGGUUGCUGCUUCCAUCCAAGUGGCGCCCAGUUGGUCACUUCAAGGGGGGAUACCACAGUGCAGAUACAGGACUUUUCAAAACGUUGCUGCAUUCUGACUUUAGGAGGACAUGCCCAGGCUGUAUGGGACUGCUCAUGGCAUUCAUGUGGUGAUUUCAUGGCUUCUGCCUCCAUGGACAAUACAAGCAAAAUAUCGGAUAUUAACAGUGAGAGAUGCAGAUAUACAAAGCGUGGCCAUAAAGGUUCAGUCAAUAGCAUUGAGUUUCUUCUUUUCUCCAACACUGUUCUCACCAGCUCUACUGACAAGACUUUAACUCUCUGGGAUGCCAGAAUG
This is a messenger RNA of Opisthocomus hoazin, 1665 nucleotides long. The record is from RefSeq and is a predicted model, not a curated record. NCBI's taxonomy places the organism in Eukaryota, Metazoa, Chordata, Aves, Opisthocomiformes, Opisthocomidae.